UUGUGUCGUCCUUACGCAUAGCUAGGGUUUGCGACUGCAGCGCUCGUGGCCUCUCCCAAGCGCAGCAAUCAUGGGUAGAUCGACGAGCAUUUUUAGGAUUCAAGAGCCGAAGCAAAUCCAUGAGAUCAAGGACUUCCUUCUCACAGCGAGAAGGAAGGAUGCCCGCUCCGUGAGGAUCAAGAGGAGCAAGGAUGCCGUCAAGUUCAAGGUUCGCUGCUCCAAGUACCUCUACACACUGUGUGUCUAUGACACUGAGAAGGCCAUCAAGCUGAAGCAGUCUCUGCCUCCUGGCUUGAACGUGCAGGAGGUUUAAGCUUUGGAAAUAGUGACUACAGCACCGGUGCUGGUUGCUUCAAAGAUUUGCCAAUCUACCUUAAAUUUAGUUUCUGUAUGUGACCUCCGACUGUUUUAAAUGAAUUGCUGUGAUUGAGACGAAAUGUUAUGUGGAAGUAAUGUGAUGGCUGGCGAGCCUCGAUUUGAUAUUCGAA
This is a messenger RNA of Panicum virgatum (switchgrass), 488 nucleotides long. Its product is annotated as 60S ribosomal protein L38-like. Gene Ontology annotation, molecular function: structural constituent of ribosome. The transcript is spliced from 4 exons. The record is from RefSeq and is a predicted model, not a curated record. Gene Ontology annotation, cellular component: ribosome; cytosolic large ribosomal subunit. Gene Ontology annotation, biological process: translation; protein-RNA complex assembly. NCBI's taxonomy places the organism in Eukaryota, Viridiplantae, Streptophyta, Magnoliopsida, Poales, Poaceae. The coding region runs from base 71 to 313 and encodes 80 amino acids.